Molecule: messenger RNA, 1692 nt
Organism: Daphnia pulicaria
Lineage: Eukaryota; Metazoa; Arthropoda; Branchiopoda; Diplostraca; Daphniidae
Product: F-box/LRR-repeat protein 14-like
Exons: 3
Coding region: 143-1474 (443 amino acids)
Biological process (GO): SCF-dependent proteasomal ubiquitin-dependent protein catabolic process
Cellular component (GO): SCF ubiquitin ligase complex
Molecular function (GO): protein binding
Source: RefSeq, a predicted model, not a curated record
AUGAAAAAGAAAAGGCAGUUGGCUCUGGUUCUCGCCAUGGUGAACAUGUGCACGUCUCGAUGAGAGACGCCACCGUUUCUUCUAUUUCUCCACACAACUUCAGACGAACUGAAAGGGAAAAAAACAACACAACAACAACAAAAUGGAGGCGACAGAGUUGUACGCCCCAAACUAUCACCGAAAACAGUUGAAAGUGCACGACAACAGCAGUGUGGGAGCAGCCUGUCCCGAUCAAACGACGACAACAACCGAGGAAGAAGACGAGUUGUUGUUGCUGCAACAACAACAAGAUGACAGGACCCACAUCAGUCGGCUCUACCCAGAGAUCCUGGCCAUCAUUUUCGGCAUGUUGGAAGUGAGGGAUCGCGGGCGGGCGGCCCAGGUUUGCCAGACGUGGAAGGAGGCGGCCUAUCACCGCUCGGUUUGGCGAUCCUGCGAGCCGAAAUUGCAUUUGAGACGGGCCAAUCCGUCACUGUUUCCCAGUCUGGUCCGCCGGGGCAUCCGCCGAGUGCAGAUCCUCUCGCUGAGGAGGAGCCUCAGGGACGUGACGCAGGGACUGCCCAACAUCGAGUCCCUGGACUUGAGCGGCUGCUUCAACGUCACUGACAUUGGCAUCGCUCACGCCUUGACGGCCGACGUGCCCACCCUGAAACGGCUCAAUUUGAGUCUCUGCAAGCAGAUCACCGACUCGAGUCUCAGCAAAUUGGCCCAGUACUGCCGACAGCUCCAGGAGCUCGACCUGGGCGGAUGUUGCAAUGUCACCAAUGCGGGUCUUUUGCUCAUCGCCUGGGGUCUCAAAUCCCUCAAGAGCCUCAACUUGAGAUCCUGCUGGCACGUUUCCGAUCUCGGCAUCGCCAGUCUGGCCGGACUCGGCUCAGACGCUGAAGGCAAUUUGGCCCUCGAACACCUCGGACUUCAGGAUUGUCAGAAAUUGACUGAUGAUGCGUUAAUGCACGUCUCGACUGGUCUGAAACAACUCAAAUCCAUCAACUUGAGUUUCUGCCUGUCCAUCAGCGACAGCGGGCUCAAGUAUUUGGCCAAAAUGCCGUCACUGGCCGAGUUGAAUCUACGAUCCUGCGACAACAUUUCCGACGUCGGAAUGGCCUACCUGGCCGAAGGAGGAUCGAGGAUCACAUCCCUGGACGUUUCGUUCUGCGACAGGAUCGACGACCAGGCCGUCGUCCAUGUAGCCCAGGGACUGGUCCAUUUAAAGCAAUUAUCUUUGAGCGCCUGUCACGUUUCGGAUGAGGGUCUUAUCCGGGUGGCCCUGUCACUCCUCGACCUCCAGACGCUCAACAUUGGCCAGUGCAGCCGCAUUACGGAUCGGUCCAUCCAGGCCGUCGCCGAUCAUUUACGCAAAUUGCGAUGCAUAGAUCUCUACGGGUGCACGAAAAUCACCACUUCCGGAUUGGAAAAAAUCAUGAAACUUCCAGAGCUCAGCGUCCUCAACCUCGGACUGUGGCACAUUCGAUGACAAUUUGGCCAAUUUUUUGGAAAUUUUAGGAACGAAAACAAAAAUUAUUUUGAUGCAUUUCCAUUCGAGUUGGAAAUGCUUUAUGUGAUACCAGGAAAACAAAAUGGGGGAUGAGACAAAAUUCGGUCGAUUUAGUUUUUUUUUUAGUUUUUUUAAAAACUAUUUUAAAUCCCCUUCUCCCAGACUUUAUACGACUAAAUUUCCCUCUCUAUUUUUUC